Molecule: messenger RNA, 1871 nt
Organism: Corvus hawaiiensis (hawaiian crow)
Lineage: Eukaryota; Metazoa; Chordata; Aves; Passeriformes; Corvidae
Product: basic proline-rich protein-like
Exons: 11
Coding region: 1-738 (245 amino acids)
Source: RefSeq, a predicted model, not a curated record
AUGCCCCUGAUGUACGUGAGAUUCCUUUACCUGGUGUCAGCGUUCUCCUGCUACUGGGUGCUCUUCUGGAUGACAGCCAUCAGCGCCAAAAAGGACAUGGAAAAGCUCUGCAAGCUCUGCUGCCGCUGUGACCUUCCCAAUCCCAUGAUGCGGGGCCUGGCCCGCGCCACGCCCCCUACGCGCGCACUCCGCCGGGGUCACGUGGUUCCCCGCGCGUCACGUGAUCGGGGCGGGGGCCGCCGGGAAGCGCCAGGCGGGACCGGGCCGGGAUCGGGGUCGGGACCGGGACCGGGCUCAGCGCAGCCCCGGCCAAGCUGCGGCCCUGCCCGAGCCCUGCGAGCCGCCAGCCCGGCGCCGGCCCGCCAUGGACCGCCGGGACCCCUCCGGAUCGGCCGCCCGCUUGGCAGCCGCCCUCCCCUCCCUUCGCCGGGCCCGCCCCGCGCCCCCCGGCGCUCCGUGACUCGCCGGUGGCUCCUCGGCUCCUCCAUCGUUCGCCGGUGGCGGCAGCCAAGAGAUAGUCCGGGCCUAGCAGAGCGGCCAGUGCAGGAAGUAAUGUCGGAUAUUGGCAGUCAAGGGCGAUGGAGCAAGGUGGUCCACUUGCAGGAUGUCCUGGCCCUGGAUGCUGGAGGGUGCAAGCCUAAGGUGCUGCUGCCGCCCUGGGCGUGCCAAGGGACAGAGGCGAGCAGGUUUGUCCUGGCCACCUCCAGAGUCAGAUCAAGAUUUGAGGUGUGGAGCUGAAGCUUGGAGAGAGCAGCUGCCAAAGCGGACCGUGGGGAACGUGUUGACAUCUGAGGUGCUGAUGCAUUUUUUCUGUCAAGGAUGGAUUUUGUCCAUUUGUCUUCAGAAAGCUAAGUGUUGGGAGCAGUGGUUGGGAGAAGGGAAAGGCCUUUGGAGUUCCAGGAGGCAAUUGGAAGUUAGCUUAGAGGAGAGGGCUGUUGUGGGAGGGUCCCUUGGAAGUAAAGGGAGAGGGUUUCUCCUCAGCAUCACCUGAGCCUUUGCUGGGCAGGGCAGUUCCCACCCAUCUCUGUCAUCGGCCUUUGAGUCUCGACAUCAUCGUGGAUCUUUUUGCCCGAGGAGCUCGCCUUCGGAUCUGGCACGAUCGCCACGGUCUCCAUUUUACCUACUCGCUGGCGUAGCCGCCUGCGGGCAUCUUGGCCACUUGCUGGAUGGUCAAAGAGCCUGUUGGAGUGCUGGCCUGGAUUUGGGAGGAGCCAAGUAGCCUGGAGCAGUGAGGUUUUUCCUGUCAGAAAUCCAUGCUGGGGAUGUUUUCCCUGGCUGUCCCAAGGGGAAGGAACAGCUCUGGAGUUUUUGCAGCCACAGGCUGGGGAUGCAUCCCCUGAAAACCAGUUCAGGAUCGGUCAUCUGACUCUGUCCCUGACCUGUGGCUUCCAGGGAGCCUUCUGGUCUUCUGGAUAUUCCCAGGAGAGGAUAUUUCACCACCUGACUUUUAAGCCAGGAAUUCCAAACCCACACCGUUCCAGGGGAAAGCUGGUGAAAGGAUAAAGAUGCAGAGGAACAAGUGUUGUAAACCCCCCUGCCUCCCUGACAAAGCAAACCUUUCUGCAAUCCCAGUAAAUCUCUUGGAGAAGCUGUGGGAUCAUAAGGUUUCCUAGGAAAGGAAAACUAAGGACAGAGAUGAGGAAAGAGGCUUCCAAUUAACAAUGAUUUGAUGGAGGAUGAGGAAGCCAGGCCUGCUGAGGAGGAAGAUGAGGAAGUGUGUGAGGAUGGAGACAGCGGCCACCAAAGGCUGGGGAAGGCACAGAUCCAGGUAGGAGACGUUGCCUUGCGAGGAGAGGGACUUGUCUGUCCCGUUGGAAUUUGGGGCGUGAGGCCAGUGGAACAAAGGGUUUGAUUCCAUUUUCUUGCUCAGA